AUGACAGCCUUUACGCGUGACAAUGCAUUAUGCAAUGCCCUUGACACCGAAGAUUUGUAUACGUUGUCCUUACCAGUUAUACCAGGAAGCGAUUCUUGCAAUAAAGCAUUGCUCUGUAUAGAUUAUAUAAAGGAUAUUAUAAUUAGUUCCGUUGUUGGCGGUGGUAUUUGCGGCUCUGCAUAUUAUAACGGACCAACUGAACAAAACGACAACAAAAGGACUGACAUAACAUAUUAUCCCCAAGAUAAAACCAAGAAUCUUGCGUCUGUCAUAGUAGAGAUUCAGAAGAAGGUGACACAUGAGUUUAUUGUACGAUUAAUGCAAUAUUCGUUGAAUGUAUUUGGUCAAACAAAGAUUCUCCCAAUUGUUAUAGUCAUCAAUAUUGAUGGGUUCUCAAGCAACCAUUUUCGCGAGGAAAACUUUACCAAACGCGAUAAUGAGCCGUACUAUAUACUUUCCAGUUUGCUUUGGGCAAAACAAGUUCAUAUUUACAAUGCUGAUUCGAUCGCAUCGCUAAUACAAGUACCAAUGCCAAAAAUGAUUGCGUUAAUUCACUUUCUAACACAGCAAGAAAAACAUAUUGUUGCCCUGGAUGAAUACAUAGAUUUAACGCUUCAAAAAAUUUACAGAAUAGCUUUUCAAAUCUUUACCUGUGAAUCAAACAGCAAAGUAAUUCGGGAUAUUGAGAUUGAAUCCUUUUGUGAUGCUGUUGCAUCUCAAUUUAAAAAAGUUAUUCAUAAUAACACUUUGAACGAUGAAAUCUCACGGAAACGUAUUGAAAAAUACGCAGAGGAUGGUGUCAGCUUUGCGGAAAACUUUAAACGACGUUAUAUAGGGGAAGGAGAGACCGUCUGUAUAACACCUAUUCAAACCACUGAAUCUAAGGACCUUAUAUUUGUAAAGGAGUUCAUGAAACAAAACCAAGGCAAAAUGAAAUGGUCACCUUGUUAUGACAAGGGAACCGAGAAAGGUUUGUUUGGUAGAUUUGCAUCCUAUUCGACACUAAAAAUGGCCUUUCAUCGCCACACGCUUUGA
This is a messenger RNA of Cokeromyces recurvatus, 1035 nucleotides long. RefSeq lists its product as uncharacterized. The coding region runs from base 1 to 1035 and encodes 344 amino acids. Lineage: Eukaryota; Fungi; Mucoromycota; Mucoromycetes; Mucorales; Mucoraceae. The transcript has a single exon. The record is from RefSeq and is a predicted model, not a curated record.